CAUUCAGUCGCUGCUUCGUCAGAUUGCAGCCAGCCGAGCCGUCCGCUUCUGUGCAUUGAUAUAACUCUGUCUUUGCAGCCGAAGGCUCGCUCCCAGCACCCCUACUCUUCAACCGGAUGACACACUAAUGCUCUGACAGUGGGACUUCCUACAAAAACACGUUUGCCGCACUGCCUCGCGGGAAAUGUAUUUUUAAGGGCAGACUAAAUACGAAGUAUGCUAGUCCGUUUGUUAGCAGUAUGAGUUUUUGUGUUGUGGCACAGUCGGGAAAGCCUAACAUCUACAAAGAAGUAACGCGCAGUCCAUCCAGCUGUCCAAACCUUCUGUUUGUGAGGGGCAGCCAAUCAGAGGAAGGUUGGCUUAAAAGAGAGUAAAGGAAGAUUAUCAAGAAGGUGUAAGAUAAAUAAGGAUUAUGUUUCAUUUGUCACUCAUGUAAAGCCACAUAAAGCUUAGUAUGGUGUAAGAAUAAAAAUAUGGAUUUGGAAAUGAGCAGAUUUUGUAAGUUAUCAUUAUUAUUAUUAUUAUGCCGUCCUGAAUAAAAUGUAAUUAUUUAGUGACUCUCUAACGACAUCAUUGUCGACUUCUAUUUAUAAGACAGUUAUAUUGGGGGGUUCAGUACGUCUACAGUUAAACUAAUAAUAUCACCCUGACCCGUUUUCAGUCGCAAUUGAGUAUCGUGUAGGUUUUUUUUUUUUUUUUUUUUAGAUUUUAAAAGUAAAUUGGCACUUCCACCAGGAAGUGUAAGUGUAAUCUCACAUAUCAAAACAAUAUUGUUUUAUUAACAGAGCGGAAGAUUUGUUGUUUUUUUUUAAACAAAAUAAAAUCGAGUCUUUGUGUUUAUGUCAUUCUUCCUCUUGCAGGCGAAUUCAGCUUGUCAGCUCCACCCGCGAUCCAAAAACUACGAAUGAGAAACUAACUUCAGCAACAGUUCAAUGCUUCACGUCCGCUGCUGCGCGCGGGUCUGUUAUGUAGUCCGAGGUGUUAUAAUGACUUCUCCUUACUUCAUGGAGAACAGGUCUGUUAUGACUCGGAGUGCGAGUCAAACUGCUGGCCGCACACCUGCAGCCUCUCUCAGGACCAAACUCACCAACAGACGGAGGAACGAGGACCCGGUCUGCGCUGGGCCAGUGAAGGUGGAGGUGGAGGAGAAGAGCGUGUCAGAGCUGAGAGCUUCGUCUACUCCUUUAUCAGUCGGCCGUGAACUCCUCCACGAGGCACCGGUGCAACCAAAAACCGAAGCUUUACCGGAGUAUCCACACAGCCGCAGGAGGAGACAGUUAAAGGUGGAAUACGAGAAGGAUGAACGUGUUUCUCCCAUGAAAACUGAGCACUGGGAACCUGCCGACUGGAGGAAACAGUUAGGAUUCAUUCGUGAGAUGAGGAGCGGCCGUGAUGCGCCUGUAGAUAACAUGGGAGCAGAGAAAUGCUAUGACAUGGAGGCUCCUGCGCAUGUGAGACGUUUCCAGGUGCUGGUGUCACUCAUGCUGUCCAGUCAGACAAAGGACCAGGUGACAGCAGCAGCUAUGCAGAAGCUCAGAGCACAUGGCUGCACUGUAGAAAACAUACUCGCUACAGAUGAUGAAAAACUGGGAAAACUCAUCUAUCCUGUCGGCUUCUGGAGGAAUAAGGUGAAGUAUCUGAAGCUGACGUCAGCCAUGUUGCAAAAGGAGUUUGGAGGGGAUAUCCCAAGCAGUGUUGAGGGGCUGGUCCGUCUGCCGGGAGUUGGACCCAAAAUGGCUCACCUAGCCAUGGACAUCGCCUGGGACCAGGUGUCUGGCAUUGGUGUGGACACACAUGUGCAUCGUAUAUCUAAUAGGCUGGGCUGGCUCAGGAAGGCGACCAAAAACCCGGAGGAAACACGGAAGGCCCUUGAGGAGUGGUUACCCAGGGAGCUGUGGAGUGAGAUCAACUGGCUGCUUGUGGGUUUUGGACAGCAGGUUUGUCUGCCCGUCAACCCUCUCUGCUCUGUGUGUCUGAACCAGCACAGCUGUCCAUCUGCCCACAAGAACUCUCCAGCAAAGAGACCUAAAUCGGGAUCACCACGGUCUCCAAAUCCAACCUCCUCUUCAAAAAUAAAAACUGAACCUAAACAGGAAGCAGCUCUUAAAGAUGAGAUGAUAAAUAAGGAGUUACUACCCACAUCUGUUUCCCACACCACAAAGAGAAGGCUAAAAACCAAGGUUAAUGUUUAAAUUUUACCGAUGUUUGUGAUUUCAGCAGACAGUGAGCACAAGAAGACAUAUUAUGUGUUUACUUAUACAGAUAGAUUUAAAAACAUGUAUAUAAGAAUGUAUUUGACACUAUAACCGCACCUUUAAAGGGUAAAUAUUUUUAAUACUUUUCUUUUUUUUUACCAAAUAAAAAACAUGUUAC
Messenger RNA from Neolamprologus brichardi, 2373 nucleotides. RefSeq names its product nth-like DNA glycosylase 1 (gene nthl1). Lineage: Eukaryota; Metazoa; Chordata; Actinopteri; Cichliformes; Cichlidae. Gene Ontology annotation, cellular component: nucleus. Gene Ontology annotation, molecular function: oxidized pyrimidine nucleobase lesion DNA N-glycosylase activity; DNA-(apurinic or apyrimidinic site) endonuclease activity; 4 iron, 4 sulfur cluster binding. The record is from RefSeq and is a predicted model, not a curated record. Gene Ontology annotation, biological process: base-excision repair; nucleotide-excision repair; base-excision repair, AP site formation.